Messenger RNA from Lynx canadensis (Canada lynx), 1959 nucleotides. It is a transcript of the gene POC1A, whose product is annotated as POC1 centriolar protein A. The transcript has 11 exons. Gene Ontology annotation, biological process: cilium assembly. Gene Ontology annotation, cellular component: centriole; ciliary basal body. NCBI's taxonomy places the organism in Eukaryota, Metazoa, Chordata, Mammalia, Carnivora, Felidae. The record is from RefSeq and is a predicted model, not a curated record. Bases 83 to 1306 code for a protein of 407 amino acids. Gene Ontology annotation, molecular function: protein binding.
CGGCGGUUGGGGGCGCGGAAACUGAACCUGCCGCAACGGCCGACGCUGCCUAGUCCGGCGCCUUGGGCGCCCCGGGCCCGCCAUGGCUGCGCCCUGCCCUGAGGACCCCUCACUGGAGAGGCAUUUUAAGGGCCACCGAGAUGCAGUUACUUGUGUGGACUUCAGUCUCAACACGAAGCAGCUGGCCAGCGGCUCCAUGGACUCAUGCCUCAUGAUCUGGCACAUGAAGCCCCAGUCACGCGCCUACCGCUUUGCGGGCCACAAGGAUGCUGUCACCUGUGUGAACUUCUCCCCUUCGGGACACCUUCUUGCCUCAGGCUCCCGAGACAAAACUGUCCGGAUCUGGAUACCCAAUGUCAAAGGCGAGUCCACUGUGUUCCGGGCACACACGGCCACAGUGAGGAGUGUCCACUUCUGCAGUGAUGGCCAGUCUUUCGUGACAGCCUCCGAUGACAAGACAGUUAAGGUGUGGUCGACUCAUCGCCAGAAAUUCCUGUUCUCCCUAAGCCAGCACAUCAACUGGGUCCGCUGUGCCAGGUUCUCUCCCGACGGGCGGCUCAUUGUGUCUGCCAGUGAUGACAAGACUGUCAAGCUGUGGGACAAGACCAGCCGGGAGUGUGUCCACUCUUACUGUGAGCAUGGCGGCUUUGUCACCUACGUGGACUUCCACCCCAGCGGCACGUGCAUUGCUGCUGCCGGCAUGGACAACACAGUGAAGGUGUGGGACGUGCGGACACACCGGCUCUUGCAGCACUAUCAGCUGCACAGCGCAGCAGUGAAUGCACUCUCCUUCCACCCAUCCGGAAACUACCUGCUCACGGCCUCCAGCGACUCGACCCUGAAGAUCCUGGACCUCAUGGAGGGCCGGCUGCUCUAUACUCUCCACGGGCAUCAGGGUCCAGCCACCACUGUUGCUUUUUCAAGAACGGGAGAGUAUUUUGCUUCUGGAGGUUCUGAUGAACAAGUGAUGGUUUGGAAGAGUAACUUUGAUGUUGUCGAUUAUGGAGAAGUCACAAAAGUGCACAGGCCCCCAGCCACCCUGGCCACCUCCUCCAGGAAUCUGCCAGAAGUGGAUUUCCCUGUCCCUCCAGGCAGAGGCAGGAGUCAGGAGUCGGUGCAGAGCCAGCCCCAGGAGCCCAUCAGCAUGCCCCAGACGCUGACCAGCACGUUGGAGCACAUCGUGGGCCAGCUGGACGUCCUCACCCAGACAGUCUCCAUCCUGGAGCAGCGGUUGACACUGACGGAGGACAAGCUGAAACAGUGUCUGGAGAACCAGCAGCUAAUCAUGCAGAGAACAACACCGUGAUCAGGGGAGCAAGAAUCAAGAGCUUGUUCGAUUUUGGGGGGGUGGCAGACCGGGGAUUGGUACUGUGGGACUUGGGGACUCAUUUAUUUAAAUGAAAGGGAUUCAGCUCUGUGGGCAUCACAUUCAUCCCUGAGCCCCAGAGAUUAUGCCCCUAUCUCUGUCCUCCACCUGCUGUCUGCACCUGGAGGCUCUCCACCUGGCAGUGGGAGGCCGGCCCCCUGUGGGCAGGGCCAACACAUGCAGAAUGGACUGUGUUUGGUUUAAUGUGAAGGAGUCACCCGGAAAUGUUUGCUACCUCUACCUCGGAGUCCCAAUGAGCCCUAAGAUCGCAGCUUCCCUGCCCCCUCCAGAAGAGUCCCCUUCCUGGGGUUUGUCCAACCUUCUGUCAUAUGACUGGCUCUUCCCACCCAUAGCAAUGGACUACACAUUGGAUGGGGAGCCAGGAGUUUUCUCUAAAUCUGACAAAAGGCCCAAUGUGGGUCCAUCUGAGGUUUAUCCAGGAACAAGCACUCGAGGUGGGGAGGCGGUAGCUUUGCAGUGGCCUCGAUUUCUGCCUCACGCAUGUUCACUGGGGCCUGGUGGCUUCCUCCUCUGUAUGCACGAAGGUGAAGGAAUCUGAAAUUAAAAUGGACUUUAUUGAGCUUCUCAUAAAA